Cyphomyrmex costatus is the source of this 1518-nucleotide messenger RNA. RefSeq names its product chromobox protein homolog 5. The record is from RefSeq and is a predicted model, not a curated record. NCBI's taxonomy places the organism in Eukaryota, Metazoa, Arthropoda, Insecta, Hymenoptera, Formicidae. Bases 486 to 1457 code for a protein of 323 amino acids. The transcript is spliced from 4 exons.
UUCUGUGCUAUAUCAGUACCCCGCUACUCUUGACGACAAAAUCCACGGAUGUGCGUAAGAGUGUGCGUGUGAGGCGUGGGUAACUGUGGGCAAAAGUCUAAAAUGGGCGCGCACUGUUACCAAGUACGAGAGUAAAAUUUCUUGCAGUAGUUUCGAAACGCGGCAAGAAGCGAUUCGUCAGCCCUUUAUCUUCUCGCUGGUGCUCACGAGUGAGGGGGAAGGGUCAGCGCCAGCGGAACGAGAGAAAUCGGGAGAAAACGCCAAAGGGACGGAAGAGGGAGCGGUGAAGAAGAAGGAGAGGGGGGUAGGAAACCGAGGACUGAGGAGAAAGAGGAGGAGGAGGAGGAGGUGGUGACGAGAAGCAGGAGAACUCGAGUGGUGCUGUCGGCGGUUGCUGGCGGUUGAAAAAAGUUGACGUCAACGAAAUCAUAGGACCGAUUAGGAUCCAAAGUGUGGUCGCGCGCUGACAAUAUUGCAAAGGUAUUAUGCGACGGCUCGGUAUGAAGAACAAGCACAGAAAAUCCGAGCUGGCGAGUGAUAGCGAGCCGGAAGAAAAUGUCGACGCACGCGCGGACGACGACGACGAGACGCAGGCCGGCAAGACCAACAACGCGCGAAAAACUACGACGAAGAGACGCUCGGCGCGCGGUGCUUCGGUGCAGAAGCAGGCGGCGGUGUUGUACACGAACGACGAUGCCGAUUCCGACGAUUCCACGGCGGUAGAGCCGAAAGAGCGGGAAAACGGCGAGAAGUCGGCGGCCGACCAAAGACCGUUGCCGAAUAAGCGUAGAAAGAAGGAGGAACAGAAAGCGUCCACCUCGGCUCGUGAAAAGUCCGAGGAUGUUGCGAACGAAUAUGAGGUAGAGAGACUUGUUAAUGUUCGUACCAUUAAAGGUCGUCGACAGUUCUUGGUAAGGUGGGUGGGCUAUGGAGAAACUGACGACAGUUGGGAAAAUGAAAAGGAUUUGAAUUGUCCUCAAUUGAUAGAAGACUUUUUAACUGAGGAAAAAGAGAAAGAAAGAGAAAUGAAACCGUCAAAACCAUCAAAAGCAGAUAAAUCUAAAAGAUCUAGAAGUACCAAGAAACAAACUCACGAGGAAAAAGGAACUGAUGAAGAAAGUGAUCCAGAUGAAAAAGGAAUCUCAAAGGAAUUUGAGGUCGAAAGAGUAAUUGAAGUACGUUUCAAAAAAAAUGGCACAAAAGAAUUUUUAAUCAGAUGGAAAGGAUUCGGUGCUUCUGAUGACACUUGGGAACCAGAGAGAAAUCUAAAUUGUCCGGAACUCAUUGCGAAGUUCAUGGAAAAGUUAGAGAAAGCGAAGACCUCCGAAAUGCGGGAACUCAGAACGAAUCGAGUACAUACUAAACGAUACACCUUGUCAACACACGACCGUGGAAGGAGAUUAUCGAAACGUAAUAAGAACAAACAAAGGACAACUUAUCAUGAAUGUGAUGAAUGAAGAAUAUUAAAACUCCAAUCAUUAUUUUAUUCAAAAAAUUUAUAUACACAGACACAACACA